This is a messenger RNA of Oreochromis niloticus (Nile tilapia), 5181 nucleotides long. RefSeq names its product meprin A, alpha (PABA peptide hydrolase), tandem duplicate 2 (gene mep1a.2). Gene Ontology annotation, cellular component: membrane. Lineage: Eukaryota; Metazoa; Chordata; Actinopteri; Cichliformes; Cichlidae. The transcript has 14 exons. Gene Ontology annotation, molecular function: metalloendopeptidase activity; protein binding; zinc ion binding. Gene Ontology annotation, biological process: proteolysis. The record is from RefSeq and is a predicted model, not a curated record. The coding region runs from base 208 to 2319 and encodes 703 amino acids.
ACUUUGUGGACUUGUACAUCGGUUCUGAUUUGUCUGUGUGAUUCUGUUUCUGUUACAGCUGCUGUUAGCUACUCAUGCCAGGAUGUUUGAAGUUUCUGUUACUCAUUAAACAAUAUAAUCUUGAUCAAAGUUCUUCUCCAAGUGCAAUCUUUAUGGGCAUGUUGACCAUGGUCUUAGAGAAGCGAACUAUUCUGUUUGAAUAACAACAUGGGCCCUGGAUGCAGAUUAAAGAAAAUAGCUGUGCUGGUUGGAGUCCUUGUAUUUUUAAAGGUGCAAGCCGUUCCGACACCUAGUGCUGAUACUGCAGAUGCAGGUGAACUGAGAAAUGACAUACCUGAGAUCAACAGAGAGUUGACACAUCUGUUUGAGGGAGACAUUGCUGGUAUUCCCAGCAGAAAUGCGAUCCUUGAUCAAACAAGAAGAUGGAAGUUUCCAAUCCCGUAUAUCCUAACCGAUUCUUUAGACCUGAAUGCUAAAGGUGUGAUUCUCCAGGCUUUUGAAGAGUACCGUUUGAGAUCCUGUGUGGACUUCAAGCCCUAUGAGGGAGAGACCACUUACAUCUCUUUCACGAAGCUCUCUGGAUGCUGGUCCUAUGUUGGAGAUGAUAAAAAAGGCCAGAAUGUGUCCAUCGGGGCUGGAUGUGACACUAAGGCUAUUGUGGAGCACGAGCUCCUCCACGCUCUGGGCUUCUAUCAUGAGCAGUCUCGUUCAGAUCGAGACGACUACAUUAUAAUCUGGUGGGACCAGAUAGAAGAAGGAAAAGAGCACAAUUUCAAUAAGUAUGAGGAUGAUUUCAUCACUGAUCUGAACACACCCUAUGAUUAUGAGUCGAUCAUGCACUACAGACCAUUCUCCUUCAACAAGAACAAUAGCAUCCCCACAAUCACCACCGCCAUACCCUACUUUAAUGAGGUCAUUGGCCAGCGGUUGGACUUGAGUGAAGUAGACAUCACUAGACUCAAUCGCAUGUAUGACUGUGCCAACACACUUACUCUGUUGGACCAGUGUUCCUUUGAACUGAUCAACAUUUGUGGAAUGAUCCAGAAUGAGGAAGACAAUGCAAACUGGGUUCAGACGCUGAGCAGUCCAGUGGAUACAGAUCAUACCCUGGCAGGGCGCUGCAGAGAUUCUGGCUAUUUCAUGAAGUUCGAUACAUCUUUGGGUGAUGCUGGCAAAAGUGCUUUGCUGGAGUCACGUAUCCUUUACCCUAAAAGAGACGAACAGUGCCUGCAGUUCUUCUACAAGAUGACUGGAGGACCUGGGGACAAAUUAGUAAUAUGGAUCAGGACUGAUGAUGGGACAGGGACUGUGCACAGUGUUGAGAAGAUCCACACCAUUAUAGGUGAUGGGGAUGAUACUUGGAAAAUAGCUCAAGUGACUCUCAAGGUUACAAAGAAGUUCCGCUAUUUAUUCCAAGGCAUUAGAGGAUCAUCUGCCUCAUCAGGCUCAAUCUUAAUUGAUGACAUCACUCUCACUGAGACCAUUUGCCCAAGUGCUGUGUGGCAAAUCCACAACUUUACCAGUAUUCUUGCCACCGUUCCUGUUGGCAGUGCGCUGAGAAGCAUAUGCUUCUACAAUCCAGAGGGCUACUCAUUUGGUAUCAGUGUUUACCCAAAUGGAAGACACAGUGACUACCCAGACUAUGUUGGUAUGACCUUACACCUGUGCAGUGGUGAAAAUGAUGCAGUGAUGGAAUGGCCAGCCCAAAACAGACAGGCAACCAUUGUUGUCAUGGACCAGGAACCAGACGUUAAAUUAAGGAUGUCGUCCACAAGAAGCUUCACCACAGACACUCAUGCCCGUUGGAACAAACCAACAGCCACAUCCGGAGCAGUGUGGGAUGACAGCUGUAAAUGCUUCCGCAGUCAAGACUUUGGCUGGAGCACAUUCAUUUCCCACUCGCAUCUGCACAGGAGGAACUUCCUCAAGAACAACGAUCUCAUCGUUACUGCCGACUUCAGUGAUUUGACCCACCUGAUCAAGACUGAGGUGCCUGUUCAACUGGACCCACCAUGCAAUGACAUCACAGAUGAGAAGUCACAGAGAAGAUUAAAAAUGAGACCAGAGGCUCCAAAACACAGAGUGGCACGUGCUGCCAACCCCUGUCUCCCCAACCCCUGUUUUAAUGGAGGAGUGUGUGUGGAAAGUGACGGGAAAUCAUCUUGCAGGUGUGCAACAAGCCAGGCCACAUACUACUCUGGAAAGAUGUGUGAGAAGCUGAAUGUAGAUAGAAGCUUCCUGGCAGCUGUGACUGGUGGCAUAACAGGAACAGUAGUACUGACCCUGGCUAUUGUACUCGUUAUCAGGGGACCACAGUAACUUUCACUUCAGUGGAUGACAUUUUCUCUGCAUUUGUUCAGUAAUGAAAUCAAAACUAUCGUCAGUACUGGAGUGAAAUGUAACUAUUUGUUAAAUGAGGGCUCAUUUGGGAGGGAGAUGGAUUGUGAAUGUUUCCACAUGCAAAGAUUAUUGUAUUACAUAAACUUUUCCAUUUAUUUUUGAAAUCAUAAGGACCUGCUAUUAGGCAUCAGGUUUAGAAACAAUAUAAGGAACAGGACUAAAUUGAGCCACUGCACUCAAAGGUGAUGUCCCAACAUAACGUUAUAAAAACAAUGAUUUGUCUAUUUGUAUGCGGCAAUGAUUUUUUUUAAAAGGAAAAUGUAAGGUUGGAAUUAAAUUUCCCAACAAAAAAGAAUUUAUGUUUUCUAUUUUUAUUUGAACAGAUUUGAGAUACAUACAGUGGCCACACAGGGAAAGUAUACAGGUAUUAGUUCACGCCAAAACAUAAACUUAAAUAUACAGUAAUUAAUCUUAAAUACAACCAUUAAAUAAGUCUGGACUUGUUAAAGCAUUUACUUUGUUCUAUGCACAGUCAGCACUUGCACUCUUGGUCUACUUAAUAUCAAACAUCCAGUUUAGUCAUUUGGAUAUAAAGAUGUACACAGUUAUCUUUAAUUUUACUUGGAAUGGAAGAAAACAAAUGAUUUUUGCAUCUAGUAAGAUAACUGACAAAAUCUACCAACCGUAGCUAAGAAUAAUGGCAAUUAGUGCUAGAAGUACUUUGUGUCAAGUACAAAUGUCAUCAGAACCUUAGCGCUAAUCAUUGACAACAAUGCUCUGUUUAAAGGUAUAGUAUGCUACAGUUGUUGUUUAUUGCUAGCAAACACAAAUAUCAAACUCACUGCCAGAUUCACUUCAGGCAAAGACAGUAUAAAAGAUGUUCAGUGUUACCCGCUGGUUUCUGAAGUCUCAUUUGAAGCUUCACGAUAAUUCUUUAUAAAUAAGAUUUAUUAUUAUUAUUAUUGUUAUUAUUAUUAUUAUCAUCAUGGGAAAUUCUCUUUUCUGGCAAGAAGAAUGCCCUUGAUUUCCAAGAUUUACUUAAAGGUGUAUUCCCUAUGACCAGAAACGAGUCACUGAAACCCUAACCCUCACCAUUCAGGCUGUCAUUUAUAUCAAGGACGUCAUUUAGUAAGGACUGCAAACAAAAGUACAAGACAAGUUUGCGUUGGCGUCACUUUUACACCUGGCAGGUACCUACAUGUUUUACACUGUCUGUCAACACAGCUGAAGUGCAUUCUUUGUCCUGUUUGUUGUUGUUGUCCUGUAUAUGUGUUACAGACAAGAAAUGUCAGUUACAUGGCAAAAUAAGAAAAAAAAAAGGAAGGCAGGGCCUCUGGAGAUAAAGACACUGUCAUACAAUUUUAAUGGGUCAUAAAUAACGACUAGACAGGGGUUUCAUUGCUUUUUAGGAAAUCUACAUAUAACUAUAGAUAAUGAUAUGGUUAUAAACAACAUUUAGUUAAAUCUCCUUAAACAACCGACUGUGAAUGUCAAGGAACUACAUACUAACAUAAUGCAAACUGUAUUCUCCUGUAGAGGGGUAGUUGAACAGGUGACUUGUUAGUUCAGGAUUCACAAUCUGAAAAGCAAAAAAAAUGGAACUUUUAAGACUCAACUUUAAUUCACAAAAGAUCAUUUCUGCUUCCAUGCAGUGAAAAAGUAAUUAAUGCUGACAAUAUGGGUACUAUAAGUGUUUAACACAAGAGCCAUGUGACAAACAGCACAACAUUCAAGUUAAGAUCACAAAACCAGCAGAAAACAAAAGCAUUCAUAUUGUUUCAAUAGGUUCAAUGUGACCAUGGUUUAAUAACUUAUUCUUGAAAGGCUGCUAUUUGCAGUUACCCAGAAAUCAAAAUGUCAAUUUCCACUGCCUAAAAAAGCAAAACCAUGAGAAAUGUGUCUUUUCCACACUGUAGAUAAAGCAAAUAAACAGGGUUCAUAACUUUGACAAUCCAUAAAAUGUUUGUCAUCCAAUGUAAUCAAGGUAAAAUUUAAAUUUCUUUCUUGGCCAAAUUGUUGCAAUUAUUGGUAAUGCCUCAUCCUUAGCUGCACAUAGUUUUAAUGCAACUGUGUAAAUUAGUUAGCACGGUAGCUCAGUAAAUUGUAAUGGUAAACAUGAUAUCUGCUAAACACCAACGUUAUCAUUAUAAGUGUGCUAGUGUGUUGAUGUUACACAACCUAUGCCUUUCCACCCGAGUACAACUGCAGCCCUGCUACUCAGCCUUGUUAUAAAUUACUUUGUAAACACAAAACAACUUGUAUUUGUGUGGUGGUUUACAGCAGCCAUCAACAGUUCAUAGAUGUAACCCUGAAAAUGCAAGUUUAGUUACUGAAGGAUCUCUCAUCAAUCAGGAUUGAUCAGCUCAGUGAGCUACCGAGUUUCAAGAGAGAAAGCUAGCAUUAUUGAAGGAAUACUGUUAAGGACGAUAGACAGAACUGACCUGCAUCUUCAGUGGUCUUUUGUGUAAGUAGUUGAAGUGAAUUUCUUUGUGCUGUCGUUUCCUUUUGAUUUUCCCUGAGGGUAGAGACCAGAAGUAUUACCAACCAUGUUUCUAUCACUUUAUCAGGCAAUUCUGUAUGUAUAUUGUAUUUGUACUUACCGUUAUGAGCUUGAACAGUUCCUCUCUGACCUGAUAGUAACAAUGUAGAUAAAUUGCUUAAUACAUUAGGUACAUGGCAAACACUAAACACUUUCUCCUCACCAUCAAAUAUUUGGGGUUUUUUGAUAAAUAUAUCUAGAGUGAUAUCUGUUCCGCUAAAAUUAUUAAACCUACCUUUUGCUCUGCAAAACACCCUGUGAUCAAAAUAAAAAAACCCUGAAAGAGAGUAAAAAAAACGUAA